Messenger RNA from Rotaria sordida, 1017 nucleotides. NCBI's taxonomy places the organism in Eukaryota, Metazoa, Rotifera, Eurotatoria, Philodinida, Philodinidae. The record is from the annotation of a GenBank genome assembly.
AUGACAAAACUAAAAGCAUUUAUGACGCAAUUUUAUAAACUCAAUCCAGCUCAAACAUUGAAAGGACAUCAACAUCGUAGUACGCAUUCAAUUGCUUUACUAAAUUAUUGCGAAAAUUCGGUUGGUACUGCACAAUUACCCGGCGUGUGUUACAUGUAUGGUAAUCGUCAUCUGAUUCCUUUCGCGCAACAGCCUGGUGGAGAUCACGCGCAGUAUUUGUGUCAACAGAACGGCGAUCAAACAUUGAUUUCAAAUAAAUAUGUUCUUGGAACAGUUAACGUAACAACAAAUCCAUCCUGGAAUGAGAAUUUUCGAUUCGAAUUCUAUGAGGAAUCUGGAGAACUGAUUUGCAUUAUCACUUCGCAAAAUUAUCGUUGUGACGAUGCAUCUAGACAUAUGUCGCGCUCAUCGAAUCAAUAUGAUAAAGUACUAUAUUCAUGCUUUUCAUUUUCAAUAAGUGUUGUAAUUCAUCGUUCACUCACCGCAGUCCAUAUUUAUUAUCGAUACUCACCGACAGAGGAUCUUCGAAUUGAAAUCAUCAUUUAUGGCAUCGGUGGCGGCCGAACUGUUAAUGACAUUCAGAUCAUGCAACAUGAUUCAUUGAUCCAUCGUUCGUCUGGUUUGUGUGUGGCAUUUAGCCGUACUUGUGAUUUUGAGAACGGUGUACGCGGUAGUCGAAGACGGACUUUCACAGCCACACUAGCGGCACAACUGUGUAGUAUCUUUCUGAAGAAAGCAUACAAUAAGAUCAAGGAGCUUUUUAUUCCGGCUUCACAAACAUCUGUGAGCCAUGCUAAAGCCGCUUGUAUCAGAGACCUAAGAGUGUCUAAUAAUAAAGCGUUUGCUACAAGUAUGAUCGUAUUUCUUCUUCAUGAUGGUCUCUAUCGAAAGACCAUGAACAAUGUUCUAUUCGGAAACCAAGCCUUGCAGAUCGUUCAAGCUAUUAAACAAGCAAGCGCUAGUGCACAUCGAGAAGCAAUGACUCUUAUUACAAAUACCACAAUGAAUCUUGCAUAA